Molecule: messenger RNA, 1898 nt
Organism: Glycine soja
Lineage: Eukaryota; Viridiplantae; Streptophyta; Magnoliopsida; Fabales; Fabaceae
Product: pentatricopeptide repeat-containing protein At4g25270, chloroplastic-like
Exons: 1
Coding region: 95-1675 (526 amino acids)
Biological process (GO): RNA modification
Molecular function (GO): RNA binding; protein binding
Source: RefSeq, a predicted model, not a curated record
UACUGUUGGACAAGAGUUUAAGAAAUAUACCAUAUAUAUAUGCUAUGAUUAUGAUACAUCCAAAUGCCCAAUUUCCGGUCGAAGAAAUUAGAAAAUGAUAGCCACGCUGGUAAGGUUCCCUCCAAAUCGAAUGAGCUUGUGCUCGCAGAAGAAGAAUAAGAAGAAAAACAUCAACGAAAACAAAACUUGGAAACAGAGAAGGUUGGAAAGCCAAGAAAGAAGAAACGGUCUUUCCUUCCCAAAGCCCAAAUCAACCCCACUCCUUAUCCAUCACCGUCCUCAUCCCAAAACUAAAUUGGAAGCACUUGAACAAGUCGUCAAAGACCUUGAAGCCUCUGUUGAAAAGGGCAUCAAAAUUGACCCGGAAAUCUAUGCCUCUCUGUUAGAAACCUGCUAUCGCUUCCAAGCCAUUCUUCACGGUAUCCGAGUCCAUCGCCUUAUCCCAACAUCCCUGUUGCAUAAAAAUGUCGGCAUUUCCUCUAAGCUUCUUAGGUUGUAUGCUUCGUGUGGUUAUCUGGAUGAUGCCCACGACCUGUUUGAUCAAAUGGCUAAGAGGGAUACGUCUGCAUUUCCCUGGAAUUCACUCAUCUCAGGAUAUGCUCAAGUGGGCCACUACGAUGAGGCCAUUGCACUCUACUUCCAAAUGGUGGAAGAGGGUGUGGAAGCCGACUUGUUCACUUUCCCUAGGGUUCUCAAAGUUUGCGCAGGAAUUGGGUCUGUUCAAGUGGGGGAAGAGGUGCAUCGCCAUGCGAUUCGUGCUGGCUUUGCCGCUGAUGGGUUUAUCCUCAAUGCACUUGUUGACAUGUAUUCUAAGUGCGGUGACAUUGUAAAGGCUCGAAAGGUCUUUGAUAAGAUGCCUCAUAGAGACCCUGUUUCGUGGAAUUCAAUGCUCACAGCUUAUGUUCAUCACGGCCUCGAGGUUCAGGCAAUGAACAUUUUCCGCCAAAUGCUUUUAGAAGGGUGUGAACCUGACUCUGUUAGCAUAUCCACUGUUCUUACAGGGGUGUCAUCACUAGGUCUUGGGGUCCAAAUUCAUGGAUGGGUAAUCAGUCAAGGACAUGAAUGGAACUUGUCCAUAGCUAAUUCCUUGAUCAUGAUGUACUCCAAUCAUGGUAGGUUAGAAAAGGCACGUUGGGUAUUCAAUCUAAUGCCAGAGAGGGAUGUUGUUUCGUGGAAUUCUAUAAUAUCUGCACAUUGCAAACGUCGAGAAGCCCUUGCUUUUUUUGAGCAAAUGGAGGGAGCUGGUGUUCAGCCUGAUAAAAUAACAUUCGUUUCAAUAUUAUCAGCUUGUGCCUACUUAGGUUUGUUGAAGGAUGGAGAGAGAUUGUUUGCCCUAAUGUGUGGAAAAUAUAAAAUAAAACCAAUUAUGGAACAUUAUGGUUGUAUGGUUAACCUUUAUGGAAGAGCAGGACUGAUUAAAAAGGCUUAUAGCAUCAUAGUCGAUGGAAUUGGCACUGAGGCUGCUGGUCCAACUCUGUGGGGAGCUUUAUUAUAUGCCUGCUUUAUGCACGGAGACGCAACUAUAGGGGAGAUUGCUGCAAACUGGCUUUUUGAUUUAGAGCCAGACAAUGAGCAUAAUUUUGUACUUCUUAUGAGGAUUUAUGAAAAUGCAGGCAGAUUAGAGGACAUGGAGAGAGUUAGAAUGAUGCUGGUUGACAGAGGAUUGGAUUAUUAGACAGCUGUACAUCCAAAGACUUGUCACCACUAGUACAACCUAUGUGUUUUCUCUUGAUUCAUUCAGUUUCCAUUUUGUCCCACAAAAUGUGAUUACAAUGAACAUUAUUUGAUGUACAGCAUCAGCACAUAACUUGCUUGAUCAAAUUCUAAGUUGGCAUUGUCUUCCUUCCUCUCUGCCAUCAUAUACCAGAAAAUAUAGUAUUGUUUUUUUUCACAUGUAA